Molecule: messenger RNA, 512 nt
Organism: Drosophila subobscura
Lineage: Eukaryota; Metazoa; Arthropoda; Insecta; Diptera; Drosophilidae
Exons: 2
Coding region: 54-362 (102 amino acids)
Source: RefSeq, a predicted model, not a curated record
CAAAAGUUUGACAAAUUUCCUCAGAAAAUCGAAAAAAUAUUUUCGGAACUGAGAUGUCUUCGACGAACGCUAGUGAGAAACCUUGCAGCAGCUCUGGCAUGCGGAAAGUAAAGGCAAAAGGUGCAGCCUACCCUACUUCUAGCUCUCAGGCACUGGAAGCAAUGGACAAACGCUUGGAUCUUCUCCUGGCUCGGGUCGCUAACCUGGAGAAUUCGUUAAACGAAUUGACCACAUCUUUUUGUAACAAGGAUACGGAAGAGGACGCGGACCUGAAGGAUGAGGAAGUAUCUGAUGACGAUACCCUAGUUGAUUUGGCUAAAAUAACGUCCGAGAUUGAAGAUUUAGCUCUCGACAGUAGAUAAACAAAAAAAUGGUAACUUCACAUUGCAAGUUACAAAAACACUUGUAUCACACUUUUAAUCGGACAAAAACACUAUUGGGUCAAACUAGCGACAUUCUCAUCUUAACAUUACUAUUAUUCAGACCAAAACAGUAGAUUUUAUUGUGAAGUA